AAACUGCUGCGAGUUUAAAUCGGUGGAAAAUAUGUACAAUUUUAAAUAAUUGGGAUGGAAAAUAGUUAACUCCACAUGAUUGGUCAGAUGUUUAAUUUGUUUUGUGUUUGAAUUGUGUGCUGAUCCCUUAACGUUGAUUGAAAAAAAAAAACUAGAAAACUUUCUUUUUUUGCCGAAUUUUCUGCGCAGCCGCAGAUAAGGUAGUGCCUUCUCAUGCUUCAUACUGAAGGUUUAGUGUGGUUAUUUUUUGCACACAGGCGGACUUGCCUGGAUUUGAUGGUAGUGCGGGGAAUUGUUUUCUGAGGACUUUAGCGGUUUUUGAAUGAUUGAAAUCAGCGCAUAACUUCAAAUGCUUCAUCUUCUCCAUUCUUUCUGCGAAAAUAAGAAAAGAUUCAUAACAUCCUUUAGAGUCUGCACAGCAACACACAUUCCGUGGUCCCUCCACUGAGACCCUCCUGCCUGAGGAUUAUAACGAAAAACAGUCCCUGAGGCCCCCAGUGCCAUGCCUGAAGGCUCCCUUAGUGCUCCAUAUGAAGUUCCAAUGGGUGAAGAAUCUCCUCGGUUGUCCACGGCCUCCUCCAUCAGCAGCAAUGAGAGAAUGUCUACAGCGACGAUAUCGGAGUGCUCUGCCUCGGUCAGCACCGAUUUCUCGGACACAGACCGCCCAGUGAGUCUGGUGUCCACGCUGUCCUCAGGGUCCUCCAGAGACGGGCAGAGUCUAUACGGGAGUACAGCUGCACUGACCGCUGCAGCUUCUGCCUCUGGUUCUACAGAACCCACACCUGCAGCUGAUGAUGACAUCGACUUGGAAUUGAGCCCCACGGGGAUCAAAAAGGAACAGCAGGCCGAAGGCAUGUUUAUAGAGAACACAGAAAAGGCGGACGUGGAUUUAUGGUCAAGUCGCUCUCACAACCACAACAACAACGCUGCCAACAAGGCCGGUGCUGAAAGUCCCCGCCAGGCUCCUCUCUCGCCCUUUGCUGCCAAAGCCAUGGCACCCAAUCCUAAGCUUACCUACGUGGACCGUGUUGUCAUGGAGAUCAUUGAAACGGAGCGUAUGUACGUUCGGGACCUGCGGAGCAUUGUGGAGGAUUACCUGGCCCACAUUAUUGAUACAAGUGACCUGCCAAUCCGACCUGAGCAAGUCUGUGCCCUGUUUGGAAACAUUGAGGACAUCUAUGAAUUCAACAGUGAACUCCUACAGUCUUUGGAUAUGUGUGACAAUGAUCCUGUGGCUGUUGCAAGGUGCUUUGUACACAAGAGUGACUACUUUGAUAUCUACACUCAGUACUGCACAAACUACCCAAACUCAGUUGCAGCACUGACAGAAUGCAUGAGAAGCAAGACGCUGGCCAAGUUUUUCCGUGAGAGACAGGCCUCGCUGAAACGGUCCCUCCCGCUGGGCUCCUAUCUGUUGAAGCCCGUUCAGAGAAUCCUCAAAUACCACCUGCUGUUGCAGGAAAUUGCGAGGCAUUUUGACCCUGAAGAGGAGGGCUAUGAAGUGGUGGAGGAGGCAAUUUACACAAUGACAGGUGUGGCCUGGUACAUCAAUGACAUGAAGAGGAAACACGAGCAUGCAGUCAGGCUGCAGGAGAUCCAGUCUCUCUUGAUCAACUGGAAAGGCCCUGACCUAACCACUUAUGGCGAGCUGGUCCUGGAGGGCACCUUCCGAGUUCACCGAGCCAAGAAUGAGCGCACCCUCUUCCUUUUUGACAAGACAUUACUUAUCACUAAGAAGCGAGGAGAGCACUAUGUCUACAAGACACACAUUACUUGUUCCACCCUGAUGUUGAUAGAAAGUGCAAAAGAUUCUCUGAGUUUCAGCGUGACGCACUACAAACAUCCCAAACAGCCUCACACUGUCCAGGCUAGAACUGUUGAAGAGAAAAGACUGUGGACCCAUCAUAUUAAAAGGCUCAUUCUGGAAAACCACCAUGCCAUCAUUCCACAGAAGGCAAAGGAAGCCAUCUUAGAAAUGGACUCUAUAUACCCAAGCAAAUACAAAUACAGCCCAGAACGGUUGAAGAAAGCCAUGUCGUGCCAGUCUGAUGACUUUCCAGGCGGAGGAAGGCAAGGUCGCAGGCAGUCUGAGCCUACUAAACAGAUUAUCAAGAGCACGAAAGCCCUUCUCAAGCACUCAGACAGUGAAGGGGCCCUGCAGGAAGACAGGGACUCCCUACACGUUGGACCUAGUGUCAGCAACUCAAGUCUAGGCGAGCCCGAGGCUGAAAGGCCUAGUAUGGAAGACGAUGAGGAGAGGACAGACUGCGAAGAAUUGGGCCUAAGCAAAGACUCUCUUGAGCAGCUGAUUCCUAGUGACAGUGAGGAGCCUAGCCAAGAAACACAGCUCUCCUUUGGUGGAGCUGAGGAGGGAGAGAAUAUGGAAGACGGGAUACUGAUGGGGGAAGACCAGGUAGCGGACUUUGCCAGCUCAAUGCUGGCCGCCAUCUCCUGCUGGCACUAUAGGGCCAGGGCUUUGCUUUUCGCUCGGUACACAACGGAUGAAGAAGGCUCUAACAUAAUAGAAGAAAAUGGAUUGAAGAGGCAAAACAGCCAGUCAUCUGGCCAGGAAGACCUGUGUGGAUCGCUGGAAAGGAAAGUGCAGCCCCCUGCAGAAGAGGAACAGCUGCAGAACAAUGUUGCCCAAUCAGAGAAUGUAGACAAGUGCAUAGAAGAUCAUCCUUCAGAUUUGGAGACGGCUGGAAUACCAGACCUGCUGUCCAAAGCUUCCCUGGGUCCUGAGGAUACUGCUGGAGAGGACAUGGAUGAGGUGAUUGAGGAGAUAACUGAAGAGUCUUUGCCCCAUGAGAGAAGAGAGGAGGCAAAGACCCUGAGCAGUGGGGAGUCUUCUGAAGAGGAGGAGGAAGAGACGGCAAUAGAGCAUGACUCGGACAGCAUUCUGCCCCCUUCUGUUUUAGACCAGGCCAGUAUCAUUGCAGAACGCUUUGUAAGUAACUUGUCCAGAAGGAGCAGUUUAAUAGCAGAGGAUGUCCGUUCCCUUGGUUGCCCUUCCCCAAGGUUAACAAGCAGAAGCAGCAGUGUAUUAAGCUUGGAGGCCUCUGAGAAAGCUCAAAAACUCAACAGCGCUUGCUCUGAGCCCCCUCUGAACAUGGUUACUCAGGACUCAGUGGGUUCCCAAGGCACUGCCAGCCAAGAUAUCAUGACAUUGUCCCCAAACUCAGACAACCUCUUUGAUGUAGAAAGACCGUCUUUCAGGAGGAGAGACUCUACUUUGUCCAAACAGGAUCGCCUGCUUAUUGACAAGAUUAAGAACUAUUAUGAACAUGCAGAACAUCAGGAUGCCAGCUUUAGUAUCAAGCGAAGGGAAAGCCUGACCUACAUUCCUGCUGGUCUUGUCAGAAACUCUGUAUGCAGAUUCAACAGCAUCCCCAAGGAUGAUCCUGUCCCUGCUCCUGUAACUGUGAAAAAAAUGGACAGCACUGCCUGUAAAGCUGGUGACAUUGGCAGUAGGCCAGCUUCCUGGACUGUUUUUGAUCUCCCAGCCACAGAGAGGGACAAUAAGCCAAUGCCUUUAGAGACAGAAACUGAAAGAUCUGUGAACUUUCCUAGUAGCCAGUCUAAGUCUCAUAAUUUUGAAACUCUUAUUACUGAUGAGGAGUUCAAACCAUCUACAGAAAUGGUUACAGUGUGGCAGGAGAUGGAAAAAGAGCUAAACAGCACUCCUGGAAAACCACAGAGCAGUGAACUGAAGUCAACUGAAGGAAAUCUUUCAAGGGGAGUGAGUCCAAAAGUGUUGAGGAAAGGCCAGAUCAGCAAUGGCAGUGCUGACAGAGAAUACGGUGAGCCUCUGAUGAUACUUGAGGAAAGUGAUCUCAGCACAAUCACAGAAGAGUCUUGUGUGCUGUCUCCAGAUAAGAUCUCUCCAACUAUCUUUGGACUCGAAAGAAAAGGCAGCGUGUCAGAAACAAACCAGGUACAUGAUGAGAGCACUGGAGCAAGAGUUUCCAGAGCACCUGUCCCCAGAAUCAUCCAUCUCAGGUCAGGCAUUGAUGAAGAGACACUGCUACAAGACAUGGAAAAAGUGAAGAAUAAGGUCUUCCAUCUGGCAAGACAAUACAGUCAGAGAAUCAAGAGCACCAGGCCUGUGGUGAGGCCAAGAGGGAGAGAGGGAGAGGGCCAGCUGAAUAAGAGGAACUUACCAUCAGUGCAGGAGGAAAAACUAGAGAAAGAAAACAAAGAAAAACCUGUCCUGACUCUGGCUCUAAGUAGUUCUGAUCAAGUCGUCCUGCAGGAGAUGAGUCCCACGUUGCACGCGAGGUCUCCGGUGCUCCAGUACCCUUGCCCAGCUCGCACUUCCAGCUGCAGCCCGGUGCGUAGCCCGGCCUCGGCAGGGGGGAGCCCCCGCAUUCUGUCCCCGAGCAGAGCCCGCUCCAAGAGUCCCCUCAGUCCCGUGCAGUCCGAGAGCUUUAACUGGCCUGAUGUCCGUGAGCUGCGAUCCAAGUACGCCAGCCGGGGGACCGACAGAGCCCAUCCCAAGCAGCUACCAGUGGGCAGGAGUUGUUCCGUCCCAGAGAAGAUGCUGGAGAGCUCGGUGUGCUGCCCGGAAUGGAGGCGGUCCAGUUACUCCGCCAGCACCUCCAUGCCACCGGACGCCCGUGGCAGAACAGCUUCCGCCAGCACAUCUGAGAGCUGGGACUGCAGGGCUCCUCAAAGGGACAGCGGAGAAGGCCAGAGCCAUCCACACGCCAGGGUCUGCAGGACGGGCUCCCUGGAUCACAGAAUCGGCGGGCUCCAGUUGAGCGAAAUCCAGAAACCCAGAAACAAAGACCUGAAAAGCACGUACUAUGUUUCCGGAGAGGCCACCCUGCCUAAUGAGCAGAAGGUGAUAGUAAUAGAGAAGAUGCAGGAGAAGGAGUCAGAUGCAGCGGUCUCUGAGCCAGGUGAGGUUGUGGAGGCUGACGACAGCUUUGUGCAAAUUCGCUCCCCCACGACCAGGGAGAAGAUCUCCAUCAUGGCUGUUAUUGAGCGGUGCAAAGCCUACCAGGAGUCAGAGGAGUAUCGCCAGAGAGAGGAGGGAAGCAAGACUGACCAGGCCACUGAAUUCCGGAAAGCUCCAUCAAGUUCCAUGAAAAAAACUGAAAGCAGCCAACAGAGCUUGGUGAAAAACCUACGAGAAAAGUUUCAAAAUUUAAGCUCAAAUCCCUGAAUACUUUGAAACUUGAGUUAACAUUUUAAUUAUCACUUUAAAAAAUCAUGUACUUUUUAAAACAAUGAAAUAACGUGGAUUGCCCUCAGUAAAAAACAGGUCCUCAGUUCAUUAGAACCAUUGUUUUAUUCUUACUUGGUUAGCUUGCAUUGAGGUGUUGUUUUUCCCUAAUGCAAAGAUAUUCUCAGAGGAGUUCAUUUGUUUUUGCUCAAGCUUGUGUGCCUGUGAAAUUUACUGAUAAUUAAUCAAGGAAAGCAAGCACCUUAAUAAUGUCAUUGUUUCAUACCUUGUUGUGCAAUCUCCUUAUUUUGCCCCUUACUUUGUUUUUAUUCCUUUAUUUCUCAUAUCAUGGACAGAUAAUACCCUACCACUAUUUACAUAAGUUUCUGUACCCAGAGAACUGACAUAAUUUAUCAAGAUGUUUUGCAGUCACGUUGCCUGUAAUUUAAGAAACUUUGGCUUAACCAUCACUUACAUCUUAAAAGAUAAAGGACAAACCUCUUGCACAUGAGGCUAGAGAGGAAAAAAAAACUGUUGUGAGCAAAAAAGUUUCACUUGUUAUUCUAUUACAGUUUUCAUUGUGAAUUUAAGGCAUCUUUUUAAGUAAAUUUUGUUGUGUAGUGACAACUAAUAUUUCAGAUAAUAUAUCAGAUGCAGAAACAUUUUAGGGAGAAAAAAAAGAAAGAAACCUUUAUGGUCAUACUGUUAAACCCUAAGAAAAAAAUAAUUGGAAAAUAAGAAUGUACAAAUAUGCUCAUUCCCUUUUGUUUUGUAUUUUUGACAUUAAACUGCCGUGAUGUGAAAAGUUUCUCAUUUAAUUUUUUAAGAUGUUAUGUGUACAUAACAUGGACCUGCAACUUGACCAUGCUUUAAUCUUCUGUGAUGAGAAAAGGCCAAUUUUUUUUACUGUAGCAAAAUUUAGGCCUACAAUCUGGCCUUCUUAAAGGUUUGACAAUUUAAUAUAAAACUUUUUUUAAUUCUGAAAUAUUAUUUCUUGUCUUUACGCCUCACAGUCAUCUGCCAGAUAUGCACAGCAGUUUGAGACAUAUAUAAUUAGUCCUCCAUUAGAGGUGGAGGUUUAGAUGCAAGUAAAAGUAAUAUUUCUGACAAGUCAACAGAAUUGCCCUGACAGGCUUAAGCAAACCACGAUUUAAAUGCCAUUGUGUAGCAGAGCUAGUUCUGAUACGGUGACGUCAUCGCCCUCACUGUGCCCUCAGCUGCCUGGGCUAGGGAGGGUCUCCUUUAGCUCAUGCGGCUGGUUCCCUGUUGCGUUAUGCCGGAGACCUGGGUUGGCGCCCCAGGUGUUGCGGGACGAAACGGGUGGCGGAGGGCACGAGCCCGCGCAAAACUGCGGCCGUCACAACUGCAAUCCUAUUGCACAGUUAUUGAAAUAGAUAUUUUACUGGACCUUUACCUUUUCAAGCAAAUGAAAAAUAUGUAUAUACUGUAUGUUGUAGAAAUAUUGUCUGGUUAGCAGGCAGACAAUGGGAAGGAAAAUUGUCAUUAGUGUUAUAGGAACGGGACUUGAUAAAGUCCUCUACUAUUAACAUUUGUGCUGGUAGGAUGAUGGUAAUUUUGCUGAUGUAAUCUCUUUUUGCUGGUAAUAAACUGGAUGAUACUUCCAAGAUCUGUAAAAUGGGUGUACAUUGCAUCAGAAUUGCCAUUAACUGGGGAAUCACAACUGUAGUCCCAAAAUACUGUUGUCCUUUACUUUUUCAUAAUGAAAAGGCACAGCCCAAUUUUCAGUAUAACAUAUCUGCCAUUAACCUGUCUUCUAUCUCAAAGUUCUUCAGCAUCUGUUAUGGAGUUCCACAAGAUCUUUUACUCUUCAUUCCACCUGGCCGCAGUUACCAAGUCAAACAAAUUGAUUUAAUUGGGUCAUCAGACACUGCUGCAGUUAAUCAUGAAAAUGUGUGGCUAAUUAUUACUGACUUGGCUCUGUGUUACCUGCCUGCUAAAAACCUGGUUUCAUUAAGUUUAAGUAUUUAUAAUGCCAAUUUCCUGGCUGAAUAUUCAGAUUUGAAUCAGGAAAUUUCUGGUGGAAAAUUGAAACAUACAGGUACAGAUUAAACAAAUCAUCAUUUAACUUCUCUAUCUUAAGACAACCACAGCAUGGUAGAUUCAAGAUAUGAAUUUUGAAAAACGUCUUGGGUGUGUACAACAAAGAGUACCUCUUCAAAACCCUUCUUUAUAAAGUAAAAUAUUGAGUUGAAAUAAAUUUUGUACUGCACACAGUAUGUUGACAAACACUUACAUUGUGUUCCACUAAAAGACAUUUACAGUACAGACGUAAAUGUCUUGUUAUUAAGGGACUUGAGAAGAUACAUUAAUAAAAAUAUUUACCAUGGCUUCUCAAAUGUUGGUGUUGUCAGUGGAUUAUUAGCAUUGCCAGCUGCCACUUCAAAGCUACAAUGACUCUGGCAGAAGGGCCCAUAAAAUAAUUCAGUGUCUGUUUUAGUUAUUUUAUACUGUUACAUUUAAAAAUCACAAAGGUAUUAUUCCCUUCAACAAAACAUAAAACUAGAAAACCUUCCUCUCAUCUGAUAUCCUCUGAUCAGACUGCUAGUGGCUGGUAACCCUCCAUACAUUCCAAAACACCCACUUUGUUGUCUUUAAAUUAACUGAACCUAGUCAAAGCAUGCCAACGUUUCAGGGGGAGAGGAAAGAGCCAUCUCUAACUUUCGAUGAAAGCCAGACAAUUAAAGGAUUUUAGAACCAAUGCCAUUACUUCACAUGAAUAGGAGAAAUGAGAAAAAUGUUUUUUUUUUCUGAUACAAAGGAAGGCCUGCUUUCUACUAAUACAGAAUAUGACGCAUGUCAUAUGUUGUCUGGAAGUUCAAAAUCUAAUUCUGUCAUUAAGUGAAUCAUUUCAGCUUUGCAGUCUGUUGCCUGAAAUUGUGGGUUCUCAUUUAUUCAGGAUGUAAAAAGAAAUACAGCUUAUAUCUUCACUAAAAAUAGGUUAGAAAGAUGGAUCUUACUGAGGAAACAUUUCAUCCACAAAGCCUACACCUCUAAGGACAUAUUAAAUGGAUAACCACUUACAGCAUCUGACUUCUGAACCACAAAUAUUAGCAAACCAACUAGAACACACAUUUCCAGAUCUAGUGGUGGACUGAAUAAAAUCGCCACUAUGCUGUUGCUUUCCUUUUUUUACCCAAAUUUCUCAUCUGUAAGUAGCUGGGACCCUAAAUAUAUCAACUGAACUUGGGUACUAAAACCCUUACUUAAUUCUCUUAUUUAUUAAGGUGAUGUACAUUUGUUAUACAAUAAUUUUAUGUCUAUAAGUAUAUAUAAAUCUAUGCUAUCCUCUUCCACAAACGUAUUGUAUAUAAUGUUGUAAUUUUGGUUCAUGGAAAGUGUAUACAAUACAUACAAUAUUAAAAAAAAUAUAU
Molecule: messenger RNA, 8559 nt
Organism: Lepisosteus oculatus (spotted gar)
Lineage: Eukaryota; Metazoa; Chordata; Actinopteri; Semionotiformes; Lepisosteidae
Source: RefSeq, a predicted model, not a curated record